Penaeus chinensis is the source of this 1750-nucleotide messenger RNA. RefSeq lists its product as uncharacterized. Gene Ontology annotation, molecular function: RNA endonuclease activity producing 5'-phosphomonoesters, hydrolytic mechanism. Gene Ontology annotation, biological process: piRNA processing. The transcript has 2 exons. Gene Ontology annotation, cellular component: mitochondrion. The coding region runs from base 1 to 1389 and encodes 462 amino acids. Lineage: Eukaryota; Metazoa; Arthropoda; Malacostraca; Decapoda; Penaeidae. The record is from RefSeq and is a predicted model, not a curated record.
AUGAUACACAGUAAAUACUAUUUUAUUGCCUUUGGUCUCAUUGUUGGAACAGAAAUACUAUAUAGGUGUAUGCAAUAUAUUGUUAAAAGAAAAACAAGAAAAGCAGAUACCAUGCAGAAGAAAAAUUACACAAAAGUAAUUUUUUUUCCAGAUAAGGGUAUAACCUCAAAUGGUGUUUAUCAGUGUGUAAAACCAGUUUCAAUAUCAUGGCAAGACCCAUCUCUUCAAAUGCUAAUGCAUAGAAAUAAUGUCAUGAAAAAUAAUGAUAUGCAUAAACAGGUUGUAGCAACAGAAGGAAAAAAGUCUUCCCUUCAGGGAGAUGCCAAGAUGGAGGUUGAUCAGAUGGAAGUGAAUGGACUGGAGAUGGAAAUAAGGGAUGAAUUGCCCUGUGAGAAAAUGAUUGAGAAUCCAUUUCUUGUACCAAAAGCUUUUCAAAAACAGGUGAAAAACAAGAUGAAACAUAAAGAACACUUAACAAUAUCUUGUAAUAAAGAAAAUGUUUUGUGCUAUCAGGAAAAUUCAUCAGAAGAGAGUUGCAGUACUAACCUCAGUGAAAAUCCAUUUGGUUAUCCAGUUCAACCGAGAGGAAAUUCCUUCUUCAAUCGGGAAAAACAAGAAAAAAAGUUUAACUCUUACAGUGAACAUGAAGAAGGUGAAUACAAAAAAUAUCUGAACCCAUUUCACAUUGAUGGAAGACAGCAGAUUACUAGAAAUGUCAAGAAUGAACAUUUUAUCUCGGGAGUUUUGAGAAGAAGUACAUCUCUUGUUCACAUGGUAAAUGCCAUCUUGUCAGCCAAGAAAUCAGUGGUAAUAUGUGUGUAUGUUUUUACAUGCAAGGUGCUAGCAGAUGCAGUCAUUAAAGUUAAGCAACGUGGUGUGAGUGUACGUGUACUGGUGGAAAAUCAAAUGAUCAAUUCUAGUAUGGAAGUUAUAAAACUGCUUCAAAGCCAUAACAUCCUUGUAUGGUGCAGUCAGUCCACAUUUCUGAUGCACCACAAAUUUGCUGUGAUUGAUGGCCCAUUGCAGAAUGAAAUACAAGGAGUUAGGAAGAUUGAGCCUUUAGGCUUCAGAACUCAAACAGUUAAGAAGAAGGAGAUAUUCUGUCUUUCUGGGCUGAUUCGUAAAAGAAUGACAAAUGACCAGGAUGGCCAAAGAAGAUCCAGUUCCAAAGUCUCAAAGGAUGUGAAAAAUGGCAGAUCAGACUGGGCUGAAGAUGGUGUGCUGAUGAAUGGAUCAUUUAAUUGGACCUGGGGAGCAGUAGUAGGUAAUAAUGAGAAUGUUGUAAUCACAAAUGAACCGGAAUUAGUAUGGCAUUUUGCUGGAGAAUUUGAGAAUAUGUGGAAAGCAGCUGGAGCUCCAACUCAGAAUGAUGUGAGAAUUAGGAAAUAGAUGCUGCUAUAUAUUAAAUUUCUGUUCACAAAGAAAAUCACCCAAACAGGAAUUUUGCAUUCCUAAUGGAUUAAUGCUGUAAAUAAAUUUACUUUUCAAAUCCUGUUCACAUCCACUAUUGCAAUUUUAGAAGUUUUGACAGCUUUGUGUAGGUGUUCUUGAAAUUUGUUUGUUAGUUUGAUUUGAUUUGCCGUGAAAAAAGUUUAUUGGUAGACAAUUUAAUACUUUAUUUAUUCCUAAGAAUUUUUUUUGGUAAACAACUUAUGGUGAAAUAAUUACCUGACAAUAUUUUUUUGGCAAUGUACAAUUUUGCCAUUUUGUUUUUUUGUAUUUUUUUUGUAAAUAUAUAUACCAAGAAGUA